Molecule: messenger RNA, 3229 nt
Organism: Scleropages formosus (Asian bonytongue)
Lineage: Eukaryota; Metazoa; Chordata; Actinopteri; Osteoglossiformes; Osteoglossidae
Product: zinc finger protein 135
Exons: 9
Coding region: 160-2901 (913 amino acids)
Biological process (GO): regulation of gene expression
Cellular component (GO): nucleus
Source: RefSeq, a predicted model, not a curated record
CGCGGCUUAGCCGGCGGCACAGCGGGUGUCAUACGGGAGUGUAACGCUAUAGGUCGUCCUAACGCGCAUGGAUGGCCUGCGCUUCUAGUUCCAGCCACUGCUUUCCAUAAACGCCGCGUCGUUUUUCUUCUCCCUCGUUUGCGCGGCCUUAUCGGUGUGAUGAAGACAGAAAGUUUUCCGGAGAAAGGCAGCGGAGAUCCUUGCCUUUCUAUCUCCACUCUGCGCCUCUUGAUCCCUCCCUUACGGCUACUGUCUGCAGCCAUGUGGCAAGUGGCACAGCGAAGAGACGUGAUGCAUUAUGGGACGCUGGAGGAGUUUGUAACUUUGGUGACCGAGACUCUCCCAGAAUUGAUGUGUUACAGACAACGAGCUCAACUUAUCCUUGGACUACGAGCAAAGCUGAUUCUGGAGUUGUGCCGCGGAGAGCACCCAGUGGAUCCACAGACCAUCCAGCCCCACCUGGACAGGAUUCGAGCUCCUAGCGACCAUUCCGGGCACACAGAUUGUAGUGAUGCUGAAGUGGAGGCAUCCAGGGCCAACUUCUGGCAGCUGGUUCAAACCCUUCUGAAAGACCCAGCUGAGAGGGAACAUUUCUUCCAGGAGGUGUUCCCAGUGGAGUACGGACCCAAGUAUGACACAGCCCUGCAGAUACUAGUCUGGGAGCUCCUCUCCAGACUAGAGCAGCUGCUUCCAGUGCCUGAUCUGGCACAGACAGUUUCUUGGCUCAGUGAUGCUCCUUCAGUGCUGGAAGAGUGUUUGCAGUCUAUUACUGCCCCAGAGGAAUUGAGAACCUUGCUCCAGCAGUAUAAGUGUUAUGGGCAUAUGGACACACAUGCAACCAUUUCCUCAGUGGAUGAAUUUAUCCUCGCUUCUCUGUCCACCCCUCCCUUUGACAGAGUCGUGAUUGCCAUGAAGCAGGCGGACUCUGAAAUCCACUCAGAAACCUUGCAUGAUUCUCUGACCUUUUUGAGUCCCACCUCAGUGAGCGAAGAGGUGGAGGUGGAGACAGUAAUAGAGAGCACUGAUUUCACAGAGGUGGACCUGACUGCCAGUCUGGACCAAAGCGAGGACACAGUGAGAGAAGUAGAAAGUGGAAUAGCAGAAAGGGAGGAGCAAGUCACAGAGUCUGAAGGGAACGGUGCAGAGGAGAGCAUAGGGAAAGCAGAUGAGCCAAAUGAAGAGAUAGAAGGCAGCUGCAGAAGCAAAGAGGAAAAUGCACUCACAAGUGAACUUGACAAUGAUAAAAAUGAGCUGGAGGCCACUCAUGAAUCUGGUGCUGGGCCCUAUAGUGAAUAUGGAUCAAACUCCCUGCAACAGGAACAGGAAAGAGAGUGCCACAGGGCAUCAUGGGAAGCACAAGUUGCGACCCAAGAAAAAGCUCCGCUUGGCGGUUUGGACACAGCCGUGGUACCAGUAACUGAAGUGCCACAAAAUGUGGUUACUGUUGAGUACUAUGAAGGGUCCACACUGACCUCCAAAAGGAGUGGAAACAGAGAGCGAACCACGGAGCUGUCCUCUUUAGUUUUCGCCUGUGCUAUUUGCCCAUUCGCUCACAGGAAUGAGAUGCAGCUCCAUCAGCACAUUGAAACAGCCCAUCCAGAGGAGUACGACAAACUCUUACGGUCUGAAGUCAAUGAAGCUGAAGUUCCGCACCAGCAAGCCACGCCCCCGAAGGAACCUCAGAGUCCCACAUGUGCCGGUACACGUGCACCAAAGACCCACGCUUGCUUCCAUUGCUGUAAGAGCUUCAGGUCCCGUUCGGACCUCGCCAGACACCAGCAGAUUCACACAGGCGAGCGCCCGUUUCCCUGCUCUCAGUGCGAAAAGAGUUUCAAAAACUCAUGGGACCGGACGAGGCAUGAGCGCACGCACACUGGUGAGCGGCCCUUCCACUGCUCGCAGUGUGGGAAGAACUUCACGCAGCUGGGCUUCCUGAGCCUGCACCGUAGGCGUGCUCACAAGGGGGACUGUUCCUACCAGUGCUCUGUCUGCGGGAAAAACUUUGCUGCACCGUCGGAUCUGGCGAGACACAGACAGAGCCAUGCUGUAAGGCGUCAGUACAGAUGCACUCAGUGCGAGAAGAGUUACACGCGCCUGUCGGACCUCCGCAGGCACCAGCUCAAUCACACAGGAGAGCGUCCCCACCACUGCUCCGAGUGCGGCAAGAGCUUUACCCAGCUGUGGAUUUUGGCUAAGCACCAACGCACUCACACCGGGGAGCGCCCUUUUCAGUGCUCCCACUGUCAGAAGAGUUUUACUCAACUAUCCAUUUUGAUUAGACACCAGAGAAUUCACACUGGAGAGCGACCGUAUCACUGCUCUCAGUGUCAGAAGACAUUCCUGUCUUCGGGGGAACUGUCAAAACACUAUAAAUGCCACACAGAAGACAGGCCUUACCUAUGUACCCAGUGUGGUAAAGGGUUUAAAACGAAGCGCACUUUGAACGAGCACUGGCGUACUCACACGGGGGAGCGCCCAUACCACUGCUCACACUGCGGUAAGUGUUUCACCAAGUCCACAGCUCUGACGAGACACCAGCUGAUACACACGGGCCAGAGGCCACACAGUUGCUCGCAGUGUGGGAAGACAUUCCUUUCGUCCAGAGAACUACUGCUGCAUCAGCGCUCUCACACUGGGGAGCGGCCUUAUCAAUGCUCUCAGUGUGAGAAAAGUUUUCGGUCAUCGUCUGACCUAACACGACAUCACCGAAGUCACACUGGGGAGUGCCCGUAUUCGUGUUCGCGGUGCAAGAAAACAUUUUCUUGUUCGACAAAACUGAAAAGACACUUGCAAAUCCAUGCAGAGGAAAAGCCAUUUCAGUGCUUGGAGUGUGGGGAAACGUUCAGCCGGUCGUGCCUCUUAAAGACACACCAGCAGGUUCACACAGGGAAGGACUGCUGAAGCUCUUCUGAUGAUCUACAUUAUUAUAUUGUCAAAUGCAUGGUAACUUUUUUGUAUAUUGUACUUUAGCAGUGAAAUGGUAGCCAAGCCUUCAACUGGGAGAAAGAAAAAAAGGAACAAAUUGCUAAAAAUUUGCUGCAUUGUUGUAUAUGUGGUGGUCAGUAAGUUUUAAAACUGGCCACAUUGUGGUGCUGCUGUGCUGCCUGCACAGAUGGCUUGCAAUCACAGCAGUGACGCUUGGCAGCUAGUCUUAAAAGUUUACUAUAUCACGUAUAUACAGUGUUAAACUUUAAUGUUGAAAGUUUACUGCAUUAAAUUAUUGCAGCAG